Arabidopsis thaliana (thale cress) is the source of this 2029-nucleotide messenger RNA. RefSeq names its product Plant invertase/pectin methylesterase inhibitor superfamily. Gene Ontology annotation, molecular function: pectinesterase activity; enzyme inhibitor activity. The record is from RefSeq and is marked reviewed. The transcript has 2 exons. The coding region runs from base 104 to 1768 and encodes 554 amino acids. Lineage: Eukaryota; Viridiplantae; Streptophyta; Magnoliopsida; Brassicales; Brassicaceae. Gene Ontology annotation, biological process: pectin catabolic process; cell wall modification.
CUUAUACAUGCAUUUAUAUAUAACUCUCUACUUCCCUAAGAAAACAAUAUCCCACAUCUCUACUCAUCCACAUUAGUCAAAGAUCUCUAUUGGUACUUCUCAAAUGGAUCACAAAAUCCUACUAACACCUCCCAAAUCUUUAUACACCAAAUGUAUCAUAACCAUCAUUUACGUCGUAUCAAUAUCUCAUCUAAAUGCCCAUUUCAUAACUUCAUGCAAACAAACCCCAUACCCUAGCGUCUGCGACCACCACAUGUCUAAUUCACCUCUCAAAACUUUAGACGACCAAACGGAUGGGUUCACUUUCCACGACCUUGUGGUCAGCUCCACCAUGGACCAGGCCGUGCAACUACACCGCCUUGUCUCUUCCUUGAAACAGCAUCAUUCUCUCCACAAACACGCAACAUCAGCUUUGUUUGACUGCUUGGAGCUCUACGAAGACACUAUAGACCAACUCAACCACUCUCGGAGAUCGUACGGUCAAUAUUCUUCGCCACAUGAUAGACAAACCUCGUUAAGCGCGGCCAUAGCUAAUCAAGACACUUGCAGAAACGGAUUUAGAGAUUUUAAGUUAACCUCUUCGUAUUCAAAGUAUUUCCCGGUACAAUUUCACAGGAAUCUCACUAAGUCUAUUAGCAACUCUUUGGCAGUUACUAAGGCUGCUGCUGAGGCUGAGGCGGUUGCCGAGAAAUAUCCAUCGACGGGGUUCACUAAAUUCAGCAAACAAAGAAGUAGUGCCGGAGGUGGUAGCCACCGGAGAUUAUUGUUGUUUUCCGACGAGAAAUUUCCAUCGUGGUUCCCUCUUUCCGACCGUAAACUACUGGAAGAUUCCAAAACUACGGCAAAAGCCGAUCUUGUGGUGGCUAAGGACGGUUCGGGUCACUACACAAGCAUUCAACAAGCGGUAAACGCAGCUGCCAAACUUCCUCGGAGAAACCAGAGACUUGUGAUAUACGUUAAAGCCGGCGUUUACAGAGAAAACGUGGUAAUCAAGAAAUCGAUCAAGAACGUGAUGGUUAUCGGAGAUGGCAUCGAUUCUACCAUCGUCACCGGUAAUAGGAACGUUCAAGAUGGCACGACGACGUUUAGGUCCGCAACUUUUGCUGUUUCCGGCAACGGUUUUAUCGCACAAGGCAUAACAUUCGAGAACACGGCAGGACCGGAGAAACAUCAGGCGGUGGCUCUCCGAUCAAGUUCAGACUUCUCCGUCUUCUACGCCUGCUCUUUCAAAGGCUAUCAAGACACUCUCUACCUUCAUUCUAGUCGUCAGUUCUUGAGAAACUGCAAUAUUUACGGAACCGUCGAUUUCAUCUUCGGAGACGCAACCGCCAUCCUCCAAAACUGUAACAUCUACGCUCGUAAGCCGAUGAGCGGCCAGAAAAACACGAUCACCGCUCAAUCACGCAAAGAACCCGACGAGACUACUGGCUUCGUCAUCCAGAGCUCGACGGUGGCUACUGCGUCGGAAACUUAUUUAGGACGGCCGUGGAGAUCGCAUUCGAGGACGGUUUUCAUGAAAUGUAAUCUUGGAGCGUUGGUGAGUCCGGCGGGAUGGUUGCCUUGGAGUGGUAGUUUUGCUCUUAGCACUCUUUAUUACGGUGAGUAUGGUAAUACCGGCGCCGGAGCAAGUGUCUCCGGUAGAGUUAAGUGGCCAGGUUAUCAUGUUAUAAAGACGGUGACAGAGGCGGAAAAAUUCACGGUGGAGAAUUUCUUGGACGGAAACUAUUGGAUUACGGCUACGGGAGUACCGGUCAACGAUGGACUUUGAUUUUUUUCUUAAAAGAAUUAAUUUUGUUAGUGUGGUCUUUGUUGAUUUUAUGUUUUUUUUGUUUGUUGGCGUAUAAUUGUUAUAUAUAGCUUUAUUUCCCAAAUCCCAUGUAACAGAUGGAUUGUCUUGAAUCUAUAUAGUAUCUAUAAUAGCAAACCGAUUGACUCGCUCUUGGAAGAUUUAUCGACAAAUUUUGACCUCACAUGUAUUACAAAACUUUUUUGUUUUUGGCUCAAACUUCUCAAAGAUCCUUUAUUGUUU